CAACAACUGUUGUGAGGCACGCCGGCACUGCUGCGCGAGGAAUCUGGCCGUGGGCCUUCUAAUUACUUCUGCAACAUGACCGACGCAGCAGCCGCCGCAGAGGCCCGCAUCGCCGCCCGACUAAAACGCAUUGGCGAAGAGGGUUCACAACUGCUUCGUCACGAGGCCCGUUGGAGGGACAAGCAGCCAUUCCUGGCCUCACGAGGAUACUCGCUUCGUCCACGAUUCCACCCAGGAUGGCGACCGUCCUGGGAGCUACACCCGGGCUCAGAUCCUCGCAACUUUGAGGACCACUGGCAGCUUCCGCUCUGGACGAACAUAAUUGACGCGACGCGAGACUCAGACGGACGUCUAGUAUGUAUCAAGAGAGUGCGGACAGCGGGUUCCGAAAUCCAAAUAGCAAGAUACCUCUCUACACAACCGCUUCGCAAUGAUUCUCACAAUCACUGCAUUCCCAUCCUGGAUAGCUUUCAGGACGACCAUGACCCUAACAUAUCUUAUAUCAUCAUGCCCCACAUGCGUCCCAUGAGUGAUCCUCCCUUCGAACUGGUAAAUGACGUACUGGACUUUGCAGAGCAGGUUCUCGAGGGCCUCGUCUUCAUGCACGGACACGACAUCGCCCAUAGGGAUGCUGCGGAAACAAACAUCCUCAUGGAUGCAGACUCGAUGUACCCCCAAGGAUACCAUCCAGUACAGCGGAAGCGGCUUCCAGUCCCGAACUGGUCGUCCGACGCACCUCAUUACUCGCGUGCAAGUGCGCCACGGCCGGUACGGUACUACUUCGCAGACUUUGGUUUAUCUACGCACCUCGCGCCAGGCGCGCCGCGGCUAGUCACGGGCGGACUCGGCGCAGAACGCGACGUGCCCGAGCUAUCAGACAUGAUACCUUACGACCCGUUCAAGUUGGACAUCUUCGUACUCGGGAACGUCUUCAAAAGCCAGAUCCACGACAAAUACUUCCGCGUCGAGUUUCUCGGGCCGCUGAUCGCGGCAAUGAUGCAGCGCAACCCUGCCGCGCGUCCUACCGCACAAGAAGCUCUGCAACGCUGGCGACACAUCAGGACUCGUGUGUCCGUCAUCCAGCGCGCGAGCAGGCUGCGCGGGCGCGACGAGACCCUUGUGUAUACUAUCCUCUUCGACAUCCUGUCUUUCAUCAAGGUCGUCUACGUCGUCGCCAAAAAGUUCACAGGUUGGUCGUUGAGCUGGCUCUCAAUGAUAUUCACGUAGUAUUAGUGCUUUUCCGUGGAUGUAUCUUCGCGCGUCCUUUCUGCCAUGUUUGUAUCAUGCACAGUGCUAUAAUUAUAUUGGGUUAUCUGCUCUGCUUCCGCUUCCCAGGAUAUCUUAACCCCCUGGAGACCUCAUUUUGUUUUCGGUCUGCAAGGGCAACUGCAUCCCCAUCAGCUAUCAAAGAACCAAGUCUCAGGUAGCAAUCGAUCCGAAAUGUCGCAAUUAAAGCCAAGCAUACAUGGUGAGGUUUCCACGAGUAUAGAUGCUGUUCAGGCUGGCCGUACGAUUACGUUUGAUACUGCGGCUUUGUGCCGCUAAAACAAUAAGACCGCCCCAAUUUGCUUGUACCAUAGAAACACCCGUGUGUCAUAGUGCGCCGUGGACCAAUAAGGGCUCCUUAGUCGGAGGCUGUGUGGCACGU
Molecule: messenger RNA, 1648 nt
Organism: Phanerochaete carnosa HHB-10118-sp
Lineage: Eukaryota; Fungi; Basidiomycota; Agaricomycetes; Polyporales; Phanerochaetaceae
Exons: 6
Coding region: 76-1227 (383 amino acids)
Biological process (GO): protein phosphorylation
Cellular component (GO): cytoplasm
Molecular function (GO): ATP binding; protein serine/threonine kinase activity
Source: RefSeq, a predicted model, not a curated record